UCACAACAUACGUCGUGUGGCAAACGUCAAAGAUAAGUUUACCCACUGUUUCAUAAAAUCAUCCAUCAUCAAACAAAAUACAAAUUGUUUUUAAUUUAGUGCCAAUUAAAUGCUAAAAUGAAUCGUACUGAAGGAUUGGUACAACGUAGAAACGUUGUAAAGGAUAAUAAUUCGGAUGGAAAUAGAGAAAAUCAUGAUGUGGACGAUAAGAAAAACGAUAAAAAUUAUGAUGACGGCGAUUCAAAGGAAACUCGAUUAACAUUGAUGGAAGAGGUACUAUUACUAGGAUUAAAAGAUAAAGAAGGUUACACAUCAUUUUGGAACGACUGUAUUUCGUCUGGUCUUAGAGGAUGCAUUCUAAUCGAAUUGGGCUUAAGAGGUCGUGUAGAACUGGAAAAAGCAGGAAUGAGAAGAAAGGGAUUGUUAUCUAGAAAAGUUAUUGUUAAAUCAGAUAAUCCAACUGGAGAUGUGCUACUAGAUGAAGCUUUGAAACACAUGAAAGAUACUGACCCUCCCGAGACGGUGCAGAGUUGGAUAGAAUAUCUUAGUGGAGAGACGUGGAAUCCAAUGAAAUUGAAAUAUCAAUUGAAGAAUGUGCGAGAGAGAUUGGCUAAAAAUCUUGUUGAGAAGGGUGUGCUAACAACAGAAAAACAGAACUUCCUAUUGUUUGAUAUGACAACUCAUCCUCUUACUGAUAAUGUUGUUAAAUGUCGCUUAGUCAAAAAGGUGCAAGAAGCGGCUCUUCGGCGGUCCAUCGUGGACGUGGCGCAUGCGGACAAGCGGUCCCUGGCGCUGUUAAUGCUGGCGCACUCGGCCGACGUGCUCGAGAACGCUUUCGCGCCGCUGUCCGACGAGGACUACGAGCUGGCCACGCGACGAGUGCGCUCCCUACUCGACCUCGACUUCGAAGCGGAGGCCAUGCGGCCCGAUGCCUGCGAGAUCAUGUGGGCCGUGUUCGCGGCUUUCACCAAAUAGCAUCAGAUCUCCGUCUAAGCCGCGAGUGAAAUUUUUAAAUUUAGAAUUCUAUUCUAUUUUUAAAAAUGAAUUACGCGA
Melitaea cinxia (Glanville fritillary) is the source of this 1053-nucleotide messenger RNA. RefSeq names its product Golgi phosphoprotein 3 homolog sauron (gene sau). The transcript has 5 exons. The coding region runs from base 118 to 975 and encodes 285 amino acids. Gene Ontology annotation, biological process: Golgi vesicle budding; Golgi organization; Golgi to plasma membrane protein transport. Lineage: Eukaryota; Metazoa; Arthropoda; Insecta; Lepidoptera; Nymphalidae. Gene Ontology annotation, cellular component: trans-Golgi network; cytosol; Golgi cisterna. The record is from RefSeq and is a predicted model, not a curated record. Gene Ontology annotation, molecular function: phosphatidylinositol-4-phosphate binding.